AUGAAUUUAGAAGUGGUAGAAUGGGGAGUACCAGCGAGUAUACUUGUGAAUCUGAGUAUUCAACCAACAAUAUGUGAUGAGAUAAGGGAGAACCAAGCAGGAGAUGUUAAGUUGGAUAGGAUUCGUGAGAAAAUAAAGCAAAGGAAGGAUAUAGAUUUCAAAAUUCAUGAAGAUGGAAGUUUAAGGUACGAGGGUCGAUGGUGUGUACCGCAAAAAUGUGAGGAAGUAAAGAGAAAAUUAAUGGAAAAAGGUCAUAAUACACCAUACUCAGUACAUCCAGGAGGGGACAAGCUAUACAAAGACUUGAAAAAGAUGUAUUGGUGGCCUAGAAUGAAGAAUGAAGUUGCGGAAUUUGUAACAAAGUGUCUAAAUUGUCAAAAGGAGACCUGGAAGAUGGAGCAACUUGCAAAAGCUUACAUCAAGAAUUUUGUGAGGUUACAUGGAGUUCCAAAGGAUAUCGUGUCUGAUAGAGAUUUUAGUUACCAUGCAAGCAUUGGCAUGGCCCCAUUUGAGGCAUUAUAUGGAAGAAAGUGUCGCAGCCCAGUAUGUUGGAGUGACAUAAGUGAAACAAUGAUUUUAGGGCCUAAAAUGAUCGAGGAUACCGUUAAGAAAGUAAAAGAGAUUCAAGUUAAUAUUCAAGCAGCACAAGAUCGUCAAAAGAGUUAUGCAGAUUUGAAGCGUAGGGAAGAAGAGUUUGAAGUUGGUGACAAAGUUUUGUUGAAGGUAUCACCAAUGAAAGGUGUCAUGAGAUUUGGGAAGAAAAUGAAAACUUAUCCCAAAGUAUAUUGGUUCAUAUGA
Messenger RNA from Chenopodium quinoa (quinoa), 798 nucleotides. RefSeq lists its product as uncharacterized. The record is from RefSeq and is a predicted model, not a curated record. Lineage: Eukaryota; Viridiplantae; Streptophyta; Magnoliopsida; Caryophyllales; Amaranthaceae. Bases 1 to 798 code for a protein of 265 amino acids. The transcript is spliced from 3 exons.